GCAAGGGUUAUGACGUGGCGAGGGUCUAGCGGGUGUGACGUGAAUCCAUGAUGGCAGAAGAUUUCGGCGACUUUUCUCUGCUUUGUUUUCUCUUCACUUCUCUGCUACGCUGUUUGGAGUCAUGUUGACGGACGACUUCAUUGUGGCCAGAGGUUGCGCAAUUUGUGCAGCGGACAGCCUGCCGCAGACAUGCCCAAGAAAGGCAACGGAAAACGGCUGAAAUAUAGGGCCGAUGACUUGAGCGCCCAGAGAGUUACGGUGGCAGAUUACGCCAAUUCUGAUCCAGCCAUUGUGAAGUCUGGACGCGUAAAAAAGGCUAUAGCUAAUGCACUUCAAAAGGAAGUGAAAGCACUUUGUGGUCUUGAAGCCUCUCAUGUCCCCACUGAAGAUGGGGAAUCUCUAUCGGAGAACGGCCCGCACUGUUUGAGCAGUGAUGAGCUUGAUGACACGGAAAACCUAAAUGGCUUCUCCUACAAGAAAAAGAAAAGUAAAAGGCAUAAAGAGAAUGAUGAUGCAGAAAGUAUUGGGGAGCAAUAUCCCACUGAUGUUUGGCUCAUGCUUGCUUCUUACCUUCGGCCCGAAGAUAUUAUGAAGUUUGCUCUUAUUUGUAAGGAUGCUUGGAGCGUUACUUGCACUGCUGUCUUUUGGAUGAGAUUGUACAAAAGACAUUAUCACAUGAAAGCCUAUCUUCCGGUGCGCUUACUUCCGGAGUGUAUGUAUAAGCUACGCUCCCUACGUGCUUGUGUGAUUCGUUCUUUGUACCACAUGUACGAGCCGUUUUGUUCUAGAGUGUCUAAAAAUAUUCCAGUUCCGGAAUCCACACCAAGUACCUUGGCAAAUGCAAAAUGCUUACUAUUCUGGUGCACAAAAAUAACUGGAAACAGAUCCGAAGCACUUUGGGAAUUUAACUUCAAAUUUAUGAAACAGUCUCGUAAACUGAAGAAUCAUUGUCUUAAUGGACUGCAGCCCCCUGCAAAAUACAAAGAAGUUCAUGUUAAUCCUGAUCAUGAAUGUUGUCUUCUACAAGUGACCACGUUAAAUUUUAUUUUCAUACCUAUCGUCAUGGGAAUGACUCUGUCUUAUUUUACCAUAAAUGUCAGCACGGAUAUGAGGCACCAUAGAGUGAGACUAAUUUUUCAAGACACUCCUGUGAGAAAUGGAAAGAAACCUCGUGGUGAACAAGGAGUGCAAGUUGUCUUAGAUCCUGUACACAGUGUCCAUCUCCUUGACUGGUGGCAUCCAAAAUAUCCAUUCUCAACAAUGGUCUGACAUCUGUGCAACUGCUGAGACCUAUUUAAUAGCAUAGUUCCAUCUUGAACAUGAGCAAUUAAAUAGUAGUACUAUCCUUCAGCUAAGUGACUAUUAACUUUUCUUUUUUUUCUACUCAAAUCUAAAGAAUCCCAAUAUCAUUUUUUUUCCAAGCAAGUCGAUCUUUCAAAAUUCAUUCUAGACUUUUCUGAAAUACACAAAGUAUUGAGGGGUUAUAUAUAUAUAUAUAUAUAUCUGUCAUUCCAGUGCUCAACUUCAAAAUAAUGCGCUCUUAACAGACUUAAAGAACAAAUUUUUCAUUUUGAAGCCAGAUUUUUUUAUAUGGAUCAGUGUUCUAAAAAUACAUGUACAUUUAUUGAUUUGCCAGUAAGUGCUUGCAAUUUGCCAACUCUUUGAGUUUUGGGGGUUGUUGAUCAUCUGUGACACCAUGCAGGUCAGUAAUACCAUAAAAAUUGCUGUUAGGGACAUAUGUGUGUAGCUGUUUUUUUAACUGGAUAACCAACGACCCAGUGGUAGAGCAAGCAACAAAAUAUGCAGGCUUCAUAACGUGGCCAACAAGUAUUCAGGUGUCUGAAUUACUUUACUGCAUAAUGUUUAUUCUCUAAAUUGUUUUUCUUUUUUGGGUUGCAUUAAGAUGUAUAUUGCCAAUGUCAUGUCCAUGUAUUAGAACAUUAAAGGGACAGUCUAGACAAAAAUACACUUCCAUGAUUCAGAUAGGGCAUGCAAUUUUAAACACCUUUUCAAUUUACUUUUAUCAUCAAAUUGUCUUUGUUCUCUUGGUAUUCUUUGUUGAAAGAUAACCCUAGGUAAGCUCAUAUUCUAAUUUCUAAACCUUUGAAGGUCGCCUCUUAUCUCAGGGCAUUUUGACAGUUUUCACAUCUAGAGAGCGUUAGUUCAUGUGUUUCAUAUAGAUAACAUUGUGCUCACGCACAGGGAGUUGCCUAGUAGUCAGCACUGAUUGACUUAAAUGCAAGUCUGUCAAAAGAACUAAAAUAAGGGGGCAGUCUGCAGAGGCUUAGAUACAAGGUAAUCACAGAUCUUAAAAGUAUAAUAUAGCUGUGUGGGUUAUGCAAAACUGGGGGGGAGGGUAAUAAAGGCAUUAUCUGUUAAGACAAUAACAAAUCUGGAGUAGACUGUCCCUUAUAAUGAAUUCAAUAAAUAUAUAUUGUUCCAACUAUUAAAAAAAAAACUUUUUUUUUCCACCCUUUUUCUUAUAAAAGGUUUGGCACUUUUAAUAUAUUCAUCUUCUAGUCCCUUUUAUUUACUGCAGUGUAAAAUAACUGAUUAAGAUGUAAAGACCAAUCUGUAAAUCUGGCUAUGAUUUUUGUUUUCCUUAUUUUGGCCAUUGCAUUAAGUAGGCCCUUAUUUUCAAAUAUGUAAAGGGACAUUCUACUGUUAAUUAUACCUUUUUUAUUUAUUUACUUAUAAAUUCUAAGAUCAGAACCUUUUUACACCAUGGAUGCUAAAAAAGGGGAAGCACAUUCUAAAUAAUAAUAAAAAAAAAUUAGCUUAAAAUGGUAUGCUAGGUCUGUAUUUUUUUUUUUCACUGCAAUGUUCAUAACUGUUCUGAAAUUGUAUGCACAAACCCUUCUGCAGUUUCUGUAAACUUUUUUAAGUUUAGGGCGAUAUACUAAAUGUGUAAAUAUGUUAAAUAAAGUUGAUGAGAAAUGAA
Messenger RNA from Bombina bombina (fire-bellied toad), 2941 nucleotides. It is a transcript of the gene TMEM183A, whose product is annotated as transmembrane protein 183A. Gene Ontology annotation, molecular function: protein binding. Lineage: Eukaryota; Metazoa; Chordata; Amphibia; Anura; Bombinatoridae. Gene Ontology annotation, biological process: regulation of protein stability. The transcript has 8 exons. The record is from RefSeq and is a predicted model, not a curated record. Gene Ontology annotation, cellular component: SCF ubiquitin ligase complex. Bases 190 to 1269 code for a protein of 359 amino acids.